GGAGAUAGUCUAAUGGCGCUGCCACAGACGCUAUAAUGGAACAGAUACAAAAAAAUAUUUGUCCUCUAUCUAGCUCUAUGCUGAUAACUCAUCUAAUAUGCUAGCUACUUCGCUGAAAUAAAAGGGCACGGACACUCAGGUCAUGAGAUGGGAUGUGUGUACUGCUGGAGGAAUACGGAGCUGAAAGAGGUGCAAAGUAUCCAUUGAAAACACUCAGACGUUUUGCAGAACUGGGAAGAAGUGUUCUCCUGUUGCCAGUAUGUCGGCUGUUCCUGCGGCCGUCCCGACGCUUGUUAAUCCACCGCCACCAGAGUUCUUCAACCCCAACAAGCCUGGCAGGAAAACUAACCAACUACAGUACAUGCAGAAUGUUGUGGUGAAGACUCUAUGGAAACAUCAGUUUGCGUGGCCCUUUUAUACGCCUGUGGAUACCAUCAAAUUAUGUCUUGCUGACUAUCAUAAAGUUAUCAAGAGCCCAAUGGACAUGGGAACAAUAAAGAAGAGGCUAGAGAAUAACUACUAUUGGAGUGCCAGCGAGUGCAUGCAGGACUUCAACACAAUGUUUACCAACUGUUACAUCUACAACAAGCCUACAGAUGACAUUGUGCUGAUGGCCCAAGCUCUGGAGAAAAUCUUCUUACAGAAAGUGGCUCAAAUGCCUCAGGAGGAGGUGGAGCUGCUACCACCGGCCCCCAAAGUUAAAGCUGCCCACAAACCAGGAGGGCCUAUUAGUGCAGGCAGCCAAGCAGAGGCUGAGCCAACAGAUUCACCCCCAUCCACUUAUCCCAGCUCCCCUCCACCUGUGUGUCAGACUCCUGUCAUAGCAGCCACGCCAGUGCCAACCAUCUCUGUUAUCCCUGUCCAAGCUGUGUCUCCCGCUGCCUCCAUGAUGGCUGUGGUUCCCACAGCACAGCCAGUCAUCAAAAAAAAGGGGGUGAAGCGGAAAGCAGACACAACAACUCCCACAACCUCAGCAAUCUCGGCCAGUAGAAGUGACUCUCCUACCCAGCUCCUGGAAUCCCAACAGGGGAAAGUCUCAUCCAGGCGGGAGAGCACGGUGCGACCCGUCAAGCCCCCCAAGAAGGGCACCGAGGACGGAGAGGUGCCACUGCUCGGUGGCAAGAAAGGCAAGCCCGGCGAGCAGCUCAAGCACUGCGACUUCAUCCUGAAGGAGAUGCUCUCCAAGAAGCACGCAGCCUACGCUUGGCCUUUCUAUAAGCCUGUAGAUGCGGAGGCGCUUGAACUGCAUGACUACCAUGAGAUCAUCAAGCACCCCAUGGACCUCAGCACUGUCAAAAAAAAAAUUGACAGUCAAGAUUACCAAGAUGCCCAAAGCUUUGCAACGGACGUCCGGUUAAUGUUCUCAAAUUGCUACAAGUACAACCCCCCCGACCACGAGGUUGUAGCCAUGGCCAGGAAGCUACAGGAUGUGUUUGAGAUGCGAUUUGCCAAGAUGCCAGACGAGCCUGUUGACGCCACCCAGCCCUCCACCACGCCGGUGGUAAGCAAGAGUACAGAGAGCAGUGAGAGCAGCGGCAACACCUCCAGCUCGGAGAGCUCGGACUCAGAGGAGGAGCGGGCCACGCGGCUCGCCGAACUGCAGGAACAGGUGGGUUCGGAACAGCUGAAGGCCGUUCACGAACAGCUGGCUGUUCUGUCACAGGCCCCAGUAAGUAAACCAAAGAAAAGGGAGAAAAGGGAAAAAGAGAAGAAGAAAGAGAAGGACAAGGGGAAAGCUGAUGACAAGAAGAAACCCAAGUCAGCACCCCAAGUCAAGCCAGCUAAUCAGAAAAAGGCUCCAGUCCGGAAACCAAACAGCAUGGUGGUGGCUACCAGGCAACUGAAGAAAGGGUCCAAGGUGGUGGUGGCGAACAACGAGUCAGAAGAGGAGCCAUCCCUUCCCAUGUCGUAUGACGAGAAGCGCCAGCUCAGCCUUGACAUCAACCGUCUUCCGGGUGAGAAGUUGGGCAGGGUGGUCCACAUCAUUCAGUCCCGGGAGCCAUCGUUGCGUGACUCCAAUCCAGACGAGAUAGAGAUAGACUUUGAGACACUCAAACCCUCAACCCUUCGUGAGCUCGAACGAUAUGUCAAGUCCUGUUUGCAGAAAAAGCAGCGGAAACUUUUACAGAAGGCAGGCUCGGCGCCAGCAGGGGGCGCCUCUCGGCUGAGCGGCAGCAGCAGCUCCUCUGACUCUGGCAGCAGCAGCUCCAGUGGCUCCAGCUCAGAAAGCAGUGACUCCGAUUGAUCAGAGAAAGACCCCCAUACCCUGAGUCCCUCUCUCACCUUAGGUAAUUUACCCUCCUUUUUAGCUAGUAGGGUAUUGUCUUCUUUUCUUCCCCUGGAUUACUUUUAUAAGAUAAUGAAGACUUUCGAUGACUGAAGAUAUUGAUCAUGUUUUGUAUUUAGCAAUGCCUUUAGAGACAAAGUAGGAAAACGUGUAAGAAGAUAUAGCUGACUGAACAUAGUCAGGGUUUGUUUUUGCUGGCCCUCAAAGGGAAAUGCCUGGUAUCACCAGAACCACAUGUUAGUUAUUUUAAUUGAAGAGAAAAAAAAAAUUCUGCUUUACAUGGGUGCUCGUAGCUGAAUCAACUUUGAAAGACUGUUAUACCAGUAGGAAAUCUUUAAUAACACUAAGAUUGAUUUUGGUUUGGACAACAUUGUCUCAAAGGACAAAUGUGUUUUUUCUCUUCCUGGGAUGGCUGUUGCCUGUAGUUUGACCUUUGCCACCUCACAACAUUCCAUUCCAUUUUGUUUUACUUUAUGUAUACAGCUAUAUUGAAGAAAUUAAGAUUGUUAUUUUUUAUGAGCAUAAAUCUCAUUUCCAUUGACAAUGCAAAACAAAUGGUUACUAGUCAUCUAUCGCAAAGAAUUUAUUUUUAUCAAUCUUCCAUGCUCCAAUCAGUAUUUAAAUCUGUUAUGUCUCAAGGGUCUGUUAAAAUAUAGUUGUGGGUUAACACUAGACUGCAGUUGAAUAGAACAUUGACUUAAUCAUGGCCCUAUCUGUAUUUUCUGAGGAUAUUUUAUAUACACAUUUGUGGCAAAGUAAAGUUGCUAUUCGAACACCUUUUGCUGAUUGUCUAAUUAUCAUUUUUGUGUCUUGUUUUCUUAGCAGUGUUUUGCUUUGAUAUUUUGCAUCAAGAAUGUGGAGCAUAUACAAAUGAACUUGUUUGGUUUGAUACUUCCCAAAGUAAUGUAUUACUAGAUGUACUAAUACCUUUUAACAUCUACUUCUUUAUAAAGAGUUCACCUGAUGAUUUGUCAGGUGAUUUUCUUUUAUCAAGCAGUUGAGACUGAGUUCUAUGUUUUUCUCAAUUUUAUUCGAUAGUUCUUGACACUUCUAUCGUCCUUUACAUGUAUCUAUGCAGCCAGUGUUUAAUGUUAAAUGCUCCCCUCCUAAGAUGUUUUAACACGCAUCACAUACUCUUGUGAUUUGUUUCCUGGCCUGUUUGUAUAUUUGGCAUGUGCCAUAUCUGACAACUUUCAUUAUUGAAUGAAAUAACUAUUUCCAUUGUCUGUGUAUGGGCUAGUCUUUCAUUGAACAUGAUGGUUAUAUUCCACAUGUAGGUGAAUUAACACUUACAGUAUAGCCUGUUUCUUUUGAGUCGAGAGCAAUGGGCUCUCCGUCUCAUCUGGGUGAUCGACUAAACACAAAAUGUAUAAAAACUCUAUUGGUUUACUAAAGACAGAAUUAUUUUGUUAACAUUUGAGCAUUGCAAAGACCUCAAACAAAGCUACACUGAACAAAAAUAUAAACACAACAUGCAACAAUUUCAACGAUUUUACUGAGUUAAAGUUCAUAUAAAUGAAUGAGAAUACCAAUAUGCAUCGGUUGGUCACAGAUACCUUUAAAGGUAGGGGCGUGGAUCAGAAAACCAGUCAGUUCGCCAUUUGCAGUGCGAAACAUCUCCUUCGAAUAGAGUUGAUUAGGCUGCUAAUUGUGGCCUGCUCAAUGGGUGACAUGUCUGGUGAUUUUGCAGGGUAUGGAAGAACUGGGACAUGUUCAGCUUUGAAGGAAUUGUGUGCAGAUCCUUGCAAAAUGGGGCAGUGCAUUAUCAUGAUGAAACAUGAGGUGAUGGCGGGGAUGAACGGCAGCAUGCCAGUGGCCAUCCUAAGGGGAGCAUUUGCCCACUGAAGUCUGAUACGACGCCAAACUGCAGUCAGGUCAAGACCCUGAUGAGGACGUUGAGCACGCAGAUGAGCAUCCCUUAUACGUUCUGACGAAAUUCUUUCGGUUGUGCAAACCCACAUUUUCAUCAAGCAGGCUGGAGGAUCACACAGCUGAAGAAGCCUGAUGUAGAGGUCCUGGGCUGGACGUGGUUCCUCGUGGUCGGAGGUUGUGAGGCCGGUUGGACGUACUGCCAAAUUCUCUAAAACGACAUUGGUAGAGAAAUUAACAUUACAUUCUCUGGUAACAGCUCUGGUGGGCAUUCCUGCAGUCAGCAGGCCAAUUGCACGCUCUCUCAACUUGAGACAUCUGUGGUGUGGCAAAACUGCACAUUUUAGACCUGAUGUUUUAUUGCCCCCGGCACAAGGUGCACCUGUGUACUGAUCGUGCUGUUUAAUCAGCUUCUUAAUAUGCCACAUCUGUCAGGGGGAUGGAUUAUCUUGGCAAAUGAAAAAUGCCCACUAACAAGGAUCUAAACAAAUUUGAGAGAAGUAAGCUUUUUGUGCAUCUUUUAUUUCAGCUCAUGAAACAUGGGACCAACACUUCACAUGUUGCGUUUAAAUUUUUGUUAAGUGUCCUAAUAAACAAUGUAGUCCAAAUUCAGAAUAAUGUAUUCAAACUGCUUGUUUACCCUUUUACAAAUACACCUGCUAUGACUGGGUUUUUACUAUUAUGUAUGUGAGGUGGUAAAUGUAUUUGCGAUCGGUUAGAGAUCAUUUACAAUGGCAAUUCAUGAAUCUGAGAUCAUUAAAUUAGUUGCUAGUAGUGGUGAUAUUUUUUACUUUUAACAGCUAAAUUCUCAUUAACACAGACAACCUCUUACAUUAAAACAUUUAAAAACAGCUUGGUGUGCCUGAGUGAUGUCAUACGAGUUGAGACAAGUAUAUACAGUACCUUCAGGAAGUAUUCACACCCCUUGACUUUUUCCACAUUUUGUGUUACAGCCUGAAAUUAAAAUGGAUUAAAUUGAGAUUGUCACUGGUCUACACACAAUACCCCAUAAUGUCAAUGUUGAAUUAUGUUUUUACAAAUUAAUUAAAUAAACUGAAAUGUCUUGAGUCAAUAAGUAUUCAAUCCAUUUUGUUAUGGGAAGCCUAAAUCAGUUCAGAAGUAAAAAUGUGCUUAACAAGAUUUUUGAAUGACAUCCCUCGGUAAAUGUCAAACAGAUUCAAACACAAAGACUAGGGAGGUUUUCCAAUGCCUCGCAAAGAAUGGCACCUAUUGGAAGAAGCAGACACUGAAUAUCCCUUUUGAGCAUGGUGAAGUUAUUAAUUACACUGGAUGGUGUAUGGAUACACCCAGUCACUACAAAGUUACGGGCGUACUUCCUAAGUCAGUUGUCAGAGAGGAAGGAAACCGCUCAGGGAUUUCACCAUGAGGCCAAUGGUGACUUUAAAACAGUUAUACCGUUUAAUGGUUGUGAUAGGAGAAAACUGAGGAUGGAUUAACAACAUUGUAGUUUCUCCACAAUACUAACCUGAAUGACAGUGAAAAGAAGGAAGCCUGUACAGAAUAAAAAUACUCCAAAACAUGCAUCCUGUUUUAAAUAAACCACUAAAGUAAAACUGCACAUAAUUUGGGGCAAAUUCAACAACACAUCAGUGGGUAUCACUAUCAAGCAUGGUGGUGGCUGCAUCAUGUUUUGGGUAUGCUUGUCAUCGGCAAGGACUAGGGAGUUUUUUUUAGGCUAAAAAGACACUGAAUAGAGCUAAGCGCAGGCAAAAUCUUAGAGGAAAACCUGGUUUCAGUCUGCUUUCCAACAGACACUGGGAGAUAUUCACAUUUCAGCAGGAUAACCUAAAACACAAGACCAAAUAUACUCUGGAGUUGCUUACGAAGACGACAUUGAAAGUUCUAGUUACAGUUUAGAUUUAAAUUGUCUUGAAAAUCUAUUGCAAAACUUGAAUUGCUGUCUAGCAAUGAUCAACAAGUAACUUGACAGAGUUAGAUUUUUUUUUUUUAAGAAUGAGCAAAUAUUGUACAAUCCAGGUGUCCAAAGCUAAUAGACUUACCCAGGAAAAUCUCAGCUGUAAUCACUGCCAAAGGUGAUUCUACACUGAACAAAAAUAUAAAAAUUUAACAAUUUCAAAGAUUUGACCUAGUUAGUUCCUAUAAAGGCAACAGUCUAUUGAAAUAAAUUCAUUAUGCCCUAAUCUAUGGAUUUCACAUGACUGGGAAUACAGAUAUGCAGAUGCAUUGGUCACAGAUACUUUUUAUUUUUAAAAGGUAAGAGCGUGGAUCAGAAAAACAGUCAGUAUCUGGUGUGACCAUUUGCCUCAUGCAGCACGACAUGUCCUUCGCAUAGAGUUGAUCAGGCUGCUGAUUGGCCUGUGUAAUGUUGUCACACUCUUCUUCAAUGGCUGUGUGAAGUUAAUGGAUAUUGGCAGGAACUGGAACACGCUGUCGAACACGUCGAUCCAGAGCAUCCCAAACAUGCUCAAUGGGUGACAUUUCUGAGUGUAGGCCAUGGAAGAACGGUGACAUCAGCAAACCGCUCGCCCACACGCCGCAAUACACACUGUCUGCUCGGUACAGUUGAAACAGGGAUUCAUCUGUGGCCUCCCAUCCUAUUAACUUCUCUUGUCCCCUCUCUCCGCUAUAGAGUUGUUUGGUAUUUGUCCCUCACCUUAAUCUCUGAGACGGUUUCUGGCCUAUGUAAUAUGAUUCCACCUUAUUCCUAUAUUGUCCAUUUGCUUGUUUGAUGACUGCCAUGACCCAGGUCAUAGCGGGACUUCUUGUACUUAUUCCUGUCCUCAGCCAUAGACAGGGUUGUCUACGUUAGCUCAGUGUGCGGUAGCCCUGUCCUCUGACACUAAACUAAUCUCUGUAUUAAUCCAGGGCUUUUGAUUGGGGAAGCAGCGAACCCUCACAGUGGGGAUGUUGCUGAUGUAUUUUCAAAAAAGCCAAUGACGGAGGUGUGUUAACUCUUCAAUGUUAUCGGCAGAGUCUCGAAACAUAUUCCAGUCAGUGGUGGCAAAGGAGUCCUGUAGCAUCUCUGAUUCUGGUGACCAUUUCUCAAUAGAGCGAGUCACAGGUACUUCCUGUUUUGAGUUUCUGCUUGUCAUCAGGAAGCAGGACUACGGAGUCAUUUACCAAAUGGCAGACGAGGGAGGGGCUUGUAUGCUUGCUUGCUGGUAGAAUAACAGUGAUCUCGGACUUUAUUGCCCCUUGUGGCGUUGGAGACGUGUUGAUGGAAGUUGGGCAUCACGUGUCUUAGUGACUGGGAAUUAAAAUCGCCGGUAACCAGAUAAGCAGCCUCGAUUUAGGUUUUCUUGCUUGUUUAUAGUCUUGUACAGUUCGUUAAGUGCCAGCGUGUUAUUUUUCUUGUCCUGGGGUGGAAUGUAUACAACAGUCACAAAACUCCCUCGGGAGGUAGAAGGGUUGGCAUUUGACGAUCAGGUAUUCCAAGACGAGGGAAUAGUGGGUCGGCACUUCCAUCGCACUGGAGUUAGCACACCAGUUGAUGUAGAGGCAAACCCCUCCCCCCUCGAUUUCCUUAACUCCACUGUCCUGUCUGCGCAGUGAAUGGAGACUCCAUCAAGUUGGAUAGCCAUGGGGGGUAUCUUGACCGAGAGCCAUGUUUCCACAGUCCCGUUGGAGCCAGAGCAUUAUGGUAUUGGAACUGACCAUGUUACCGUGCCUUCGGGAAAAAUUCAAACCCCUUGACUUUUUCCACAUUUUGUUACGUUAGCCAUAUUCUAAAAUGGAUUAAAUAUAAUUUUUUACUCUAAUCUACACACAAUACCCCAUGAUGAAGAGAAAACAGGUUUAGACAUAUGUUGCAUUUAUUUUUGUUCAGUAUAACAUGUAUUUACUCAGGGGUUGAAUAUUUACCUAAUCAAGAGUUUGAUUUCUUUUCUGAUUUUUUUUACAAAAAAUCCACUUUGACACGUGUAGAUCGUUGACAGAAAAUUAUAUUAAUUUGAAUACCCCUUUAUAACAAAAUGUGGCAAAAGUAGGGGUUUGAAUACUUUCUAAAGGGUUUUCACCAGCUUCACUGAUUUGUUCCUUUUAGUUCUUGGUCAUAGGUAAUUUUUAUUUCAAAACAAUUGUAUGUAUUUUGCAUACCCUCCUGCUGCAACUUUCUUAAAUAUUUUGUAGCACAGUAUAGUAACUUCUGUAGACAUGUCUUUGAGAAAUGUAAGAUUCAUGUUGUUUUAAGGGUGAAAUUAUAUGGGGAUGCAGGGCAAACAAAGUGAAUAUUUAUGUAAUUAUUUACAUGGGAUCCCUUAUUUUCUGAGUUCCUUUGUUUUAAUUAAACUACAAACAUACAAUUGUGAGCUCCUGGAGUCUUUGUAUACUAUCCACAUAACAGCUGUUAAAGCUGGCAGGGGCAUUAGCUAUGUUAAAGGUUUGUGGUAUGUAACAGACAGAAAUUGAAUUGAAAGUGCAGACUUCUAUUUCACAGGACAAUGCACAUAA
Molecule: messenger RNA, 8587 nt
Organism: Oncorhynchus kisutch (coho salmon)
Lineage: Eukaryota; Metazoa; Chordata; Actinopteri; Salmoniformes; Salmonidae
Product: bromodomain-containing protein 3
Exons: 11
Coding region: 260-2245 (661 amino acids)
Biological process (GO): chromatin remodeling; regulation of DNA-templated transcription
Cellular component (GO): nucleus; chromatin
Source: RefSeq, a predicted model, not a curated record